Molecule: messenger RNA, 310 nt
Organism: Ctenocephalides felis (cat flea)
Lineage: Eukaryota; Metazoa; Arthropoda; Insecta; Siphonaptera; Pulicidae
Product: barrier-to-autointegration factor-like
Exons: 2
Coding region: 41-310 (89 amino acids)
Molecular function (GO): DNA binding
Source: RefSeq, a predicted model, not a curated record
CAACUUAUUGAAAAAAUAUUUAAAAAAAAAAAAAAUUACCAUGUCGACAUCCCAAAAACACAGAAAUUUCGUGUGUGAACCAAUGGGCAACAAAUUGGUGACAGAAUUACCAGGAAUUGGUUCAGUUUUAGCCCAAAGAUUGGCAAAUGCUGGAUAUCUUAAGGCUAGUUCAGUGCUAGGACAAUUUUUGGCAAUGGAUAAGGAUCAGGAAAAAUUUAAACUUUGGUUAAAAAGUGUUUGCCAGGCUAAUUCCAAACAGGCUAAUGAUUGUUAUAUUUCUAUGAGGGAUUGGACUAAUAAUUUUUUAUAA